AUAAAAUCCAUAAAAAUACGCUCAUAAAACCAUUGCCUAAAAUGUUAAUUAAAAUAUAUUCUCUGACAUACAACCACGCUUUGCACAUUGCCAACGCCCUACUUUUGAUCCUAUGUUUUGAAAAUGAAGGAGCGGCCGUUCAUUGUUUUUAUUUCACUAUUAUUCGUAAUUUCUUGACGAAUAUUUUUUCUUUGGCAGGUCGAUAUUUAGUAAGACGAUGUCGGCUACUGAAUUACACACUUACUUUACAGGGAAUAAUACGUACAAACUAAUAAAUCCCAUAAGUCGGCGUAUUGGGGAUUUUACGCCGUUUUACAUAGCCAUAGCGAUUUGCUCUGUGAUUUUGGGACUGAUUCUGAUCCUGAAUAUUGUGUGCUGUUGCUCUCGUUAUUCUGACUAUUGGCUCGAUCGUCACACAGGUAACCGUUGGAUAGUUUCGAUCUGGUCUGCAACUCCUCACAAGCAACCUCCUCUUGACUUUACGGAGUUAGAAGCUAACUAUCAGCCAGUUCAUUACAUACAUCCAUACCCUGACAAGUAUCACGAAGUGCAUAAACGUGAAGAAGUGCCUGCUUCAUUCUCUCGGCAACCACUAACUACAUCACAGGAGUACUUAGAACUGCACAAGCGAGAAAGCGAUAUCUAAAAUGGCAUUCCUUAUGAUAUAUCCUUCUGUAGCUGUUUUGUGUAUGUUUGUACUUGUUGUAAUAAUACUUAUGUUAAGAUUUGGGGCCAGAUGGUGCAAAUUGCGUCAUACGGCUUUUGCUGAUCAGGAGUACUGGAAUGAGGAUGACGCUUAUGAACAGAAAGUAUCAUAUGCAUAAUCAACUUAAAAAAAACUUAUUUUACGAUUCCGUCCAUAUGGUCUAAUUGCAUGUUUACCCAGUAAUCAAAAUAGUCUUUAUAACAGUCGCCUUGUACCAAUUAUUUUUCUCUUCAGUUGAGGUAUAUUUUGUUUACUGGUAAAACUAGGAACUUUAGAAUUAGACCUUUGACUGUAUUUUGACUUUGCUACUUGGUAAUUUUAAGAUAAGAAGAUUAAUGUAGCCAAUAAGCAAACUAUGAGUAGAUAUAUUGAAUUUGCUUGCGAAUGUUUUUGAAUAUCUUUUUAUUUCAUAAGUAUUUCUUUAUUAUGAUUUGUUUUACAUCACAGGCUAUUGACCAUUAUUUGUUAGCAGUUUGGAAGU
Messenger RNA from Hyposmocoma kahamanoa, 1187 nucleotides. RefSeq lists its product as uncharacterized. The transcript is spliced from 2 exons. The coding region runs from base 218 to 646 and encodes 142 amino acids. NCBI's taxonomy places the organism in Eukaryota, Metazoa, Arthropoda, Insecta, Lepidoptera, Cosmopterigidae. The record is from RefSeq and is a predicted model, not a curated record.